Mucor velutinosus is the source of this 3858-nucleotide messenger RNA. RefSeq lists its product as uncharacterized. The record is from RefSeq and is a predicted model, not a curated record. The coding region runs from base 1 to 3858 and encodes 1285 amino acids. Gene Ontology annotation, molecular function: nucleic acid binding. Lineage: Eukaryota; Fungi; Mucoromycota; Mucoromycetes; Mucorales; Mucoraceae. Gene Ontology annotation, biological process: DNA integration. The transcript has a single exon.
AUGACUAUGAAUGAUUUUACUGUGUCUCCUGCAGAACAGAACAAGAGUUCAGAUGUUCAAGCUGUUGGAAGCGAGCUUUCGUACGGAGGAGCUGUAGAGCGACUUCGUCAGGAGGUUCAUGGGUUGAUCGCUGAAGUUGCGAACAGUGGGGACAAGUCGGACGAAGAGGUCGACGCUUUGAAGGCUGCCCUGUCAAAGAAGUGCUCUAACUUGGAGGCUAUAGAGAAAGCUCUCUCUAUGGUCACACCUAACCAGAGUCCUUCCCAAGUAACAGUGGUUAGUCAAGGUGCGGCUAAUAGUUCAACUGUACCUGAUGAUCUUCCUUUGUUCCAAUGGUUUGGACGUGUCAAAGAUGAAAAAAAAGAAGUUUUUGCCAACAUUGAGGAGUGUUGUCGCCGGUUUUCCGAUAAGUUGAGCAGUUGCACGCUUGAUCUUGAUGAACACUGGUAUCGUUUGCUUCCUCCUUGUCUUCCCGGCGAUCUUCGCAAUUGGCUUGAUGAGUUUGUGAAAGCAUCUGGCUCCACUGUGUCUUGGGCUACCUUGAAGGGAGCUAUCAUCGGUCGUUUCGGUACACCAAAAGAACAGCUCAGAUUCGAAAGAAUUAGGGAGUUUCUUCGUUGUACUAAAGGAAACGAAGAAUCCGUUGAUGGUUUCGUAGAGCGGUUUAAGACGUUGAGAAAUAGAGCUGACAUCAGUGAUAAGGGUGUCGUAGCGAUGGUGUUUUUUGACGCUUUCCCCAAGGUUACCGCUAGGUUGCUAAUGGUUGCUAUGAGUCAGGCACCAGAAUCGUCAUUUUAUGACAUUGAUUAUGUGUCCUCUCUCGUGCGCAAGAUGGAUAUGAUGGCUAUUGAGACGGGUCAAGAAUCUUUGGGCUCUGUUUUUGAUGGAAGAAAACGCGCUGCUGACAUACCUGUUUCGAACGAAGCAAAGAAGUCUCGGUACGCACCUUCUUCUAGUGGAAACGCUCUGCAAAGUAGCUCUUCGUCGAGAUCCAAUGGUCCCUCGUCCAACUCUCCACGUUCUGGUGCUAAUCGUUUUGGCAAAACAUUUGCUGAACAUAUUGCUGAAGGGACUUGCUCCAAAUGUAACGGUCCUCAACCAAAGGGGCAGAUGCAUCACUGCAACACUGCUAUUCGUACUGGUGGUGGUAACACCCAUCAGGGCAAUGGUGGUAAAAAAGUUUUGCGUGCCAUGACUAAGAAACGUGGUGGCAAACAUUCGAUGGAUGCUGCAAUCCAAGCUGCUUUUCUCUCUGCUCGUGUUGAUCGUGCGUUAGCUGAGAAAGGUGCUUCUUCCCCUGCUGUCUCCUCUGCUGAACAAUUGGUGGAUGAUGUUGUCCUUGCUCCUUCUUCUGGUGAUAGUGACAAUGUUGAUGUUGACCAAGAUGCUGUGAUGAGUGAAGCUCAUGGUAUCUUUGAGGAUACUGACCUGGUGAAUCGUGCCCAGUCUAUUCUUCUUGAAAAAGAGAUGAGUAGCAUGUCUGUGGACGACGAUACGCUACAAAAUAUAUUUGCUCAGCGUAGUAUUUAUCUCUUGGGAUGGAGUGUUAUUAAUGGUAAAUUACUGCCUGACGGUAGAAAACUUACCAACAUUGCAGAUUGGCCGGCUAUUACCACUGGUCGUCAAUUGGCAUCUUUCUUGGGUUUAAUGUCGUACUUUCGUGCUGCCAUUCCAUGUUAUUCUCGUCUGACUCGAGAUCUUGAUAGCUUGAAACAGUACAAAGAUCUAACAGAUGUUUGGAAUGAGUCUCAUACAAAAGCGAUUGCCGACUUGAAGGAUGCACUUACGAUGGCACUUGUGCUGUCACCUCCUGAUUUUUCGAUUCGAUUUCACUUGGCUACUGAUGCUAGUUUAACUGCUCUUGGCGCGGUUUUAUAUCAAGUGGUCAACGAUGAAAUUCGAUAUGUAGGUCUCGUAUCUCGUAAAUUGUCUGUUUCUGAGCGCAACUACAGUACUACGAAAAGGGAAUUGCUAGGGAUUUGCUAUGCCUUGGUUAAGUUUCAUCGUUUUCUGUAUAUGCGAGAGUUUACCUUACAUACGGACCAUAAGAGUCUGAUCUACUUGAAUACACAGGAAGUCCCCAAUGCACUCAUGCUUGGAUGGUGGGAGACCAUUUUUUCUUAUACUUUCGAUAUUGUGCAUUUGCCCGGUGUCCUUAACGUAAUUCCUGAUGCUUUAUCUCGACUUUACGAAGAUUCGGAUGCUGAUGCUUCAGCACGACAUCUUCUGGGGGGCAGGUACUAUGCUGAUGGUGGUGAAAGUGUAAAGAGAAAGAAAAAGGGUUCCAAAAACAAAGUCAAGGUUGUCACACCUUCGCCUCCAAUGAAACGUACUUUGGUCAAGACAACUAAGGCGUUACGAUCUAAUUCUUUUAGCAACCAUGCACGCACUGCGGUAAACGCUACUCUUAUCAAAGAUGGCACCACCACAGCUGUCUCGCAAAAGCAAAAGGAAUUCAUAUUGCGUACGCUUAGGUUUGCUGACUAUAUCACUCCUCCUGCUAAUGAAAGAGACAAUAUGAUCAUUGCUCAGCAUCUGGUUGGACAUUUUGGGAUCAAACAUGUUGAAACUGCAAUUCAUCAUGAAGGGUUUCGCUGGGUGAACAUUCGGAAAGACAUAGAAAGAAUAUUAGCUGAUUGUGACGAGUGUAACAGGUACAAUAUCGCUAGAGAGGGAUAUCAUCCUUUCCGUAGUGUCAAUGCAGCCCAACCUUUGGAUCAUUGGUGCAUGGAUCUCGGUGAUAUGGAUGUUACUAGCUCUUUCGGCAGCAACUUUCUAUUUGUCCUUACUGAUUACUUUACGAGAUUUACUGUGAUAAGAUGCAUUCCAGACAAGAAGGCUACGACAAUUGCCAGGGAAAUGCUUCAAGUUUUCUCACUUUUUGGAUGGCCAAUCAAGUUGACUUCAGACAGAGGCCUGGAAUGGAUAAAUGAGGUGGUCCGUGCUAUGAUGGACAUCAGUGGGAUAGACCAUCGCCUGUCAUUAGGGUACAAUCCAUUGGGUAACUCGGUUUCUGAGUCAUUUAUCAAAAUAUGUAAGUUAACGACUAUCAAGUUGUUAAAAGGUAAGAGGGAUCAAUGGGAGCACUUCAUUCCGUGGGUGAAUUACUGCAUCAAUGUCAAGUAUGCUCGGUUACAUAAAUCUCGUCCGUAUACACUUUUGUUUAAUCGUCAACCAAAUGGUCUGGCUGAUUACUCAAAGGUGGACUAUUCCAAACGUUUGGAGAAAGCUGAUAACAGACUCAUUGACAAACGAUACCGUUUUGUACAAGAUGUUCUUAUCCCGGCUAUUUCUAAGCGUAUUGUGGAUACACAAAAUGCUGAUCAUGCUAACUUUGCGAAGAAACAUAAGGUCAUUGCCGAACCCUAUCCUAUUGGUAGUAAGGUUAUGAUUAAAAAUGUUCAUCGUCAAAAUAAGUUAGAUGAACGGUAUGAAGGACCUUAUUUGAUUCGUAGUAUAACCGAUAAAGGUUCCUAUGUGCUGGCUGACAAGACGGGUGCACUCCUUAGUCGAGAUGUGCCUACCCAUCAUAUCAAGUACCAAGUCGCUGCGAAUCCUCAGCCAAUCACAAUUGAUGAAUUCUCUGCAGAGCAUUACGAAAUUCAAGCUGUGAUUGAUCAUAGAGGAUCUCCUGGUAACUAUGAGUAUAAGGUAAAAUGGAAAGGGUUCGAUGAUCCUAGUGAAGAUACUUGGGAGCCUGUGAAAAACUUUGAUUCGGCCAAACACAUUGAGUUGUAUUGGGCUCGAAGAGAAGGUGCAAAGGCUGCUGGUAAACGUAGGUUAGCUCCUCAAACAGUUAACUGGCGAACUCCUACUACUCGCGAAAUUGGUCAGAGUGGUAGAUCAAACAGGUCUUAA